GGUGCACUUUGCGUGUGAGACCAGUGGAGGCAGGCGGGGAAGAGGCGUGGCGGAGAUUCUUGAGGUGUAGCUGUGCCAGCCGUUCGGCUGCUGCUGGAGUGGGAAGAUUCAGGUCCACGCCUCCGUGAGCCGCCUCAGCACGAACACCUCACCCUUGCCCCCGCAAUUAAAGGGGAGGAACCGAAACCUGCAUGGGCUCAUCCAUCUCCCACAGAUCGCGCGUGACGACCGCAGCCGUGGCAGGUGAAAGGAGGAUUGCUGUGUCAACUCCGGGAAGGAGUAGCCUCAUUGUCCUUGUAUUUUAAUUUGCUGCAGCAGCUUGGAGUGCAACAAUGAAGCAAUGAUAUCUGAGAACAAAGGAGCAUUUGCCAACUAAAUGUCAGCACAUUUCAUGUGAUUGUGUAAAAACACUGCAGCAGACCUGUGUGUCAGCUAGCAGAGUGAGAAUGUUUGCUUCUGACACUCUUCAUUUGAAGCAGCUUUAAUAUAGAUUAUUUAAACUUUAUAUCGAAUUAAAUAAAAAUGAGUGAAGCCCCCAGAUUCUUUGUUGGCCCUGAAGAUGCAGAAAUCAACCCCGGAAAUUAUCGUCGCUUCUUCCACCAUGCAGAUGAAGAGGAGGAAGAGGAGGAAGAGUCCCCACCAGAAAGGCAGAUUGUGGUUGGAAUAUGUUCCAUGGCAAAGAAAUCUAAAUCCAAGCCCAUGAAGGAAAUUCUGGAACGGAUCUCCUUGUUUAAAUACAUCACAGUGGUAGUUUUUGAAGAGGAAGUUAUUUUGAAUGAACCGGUGGAAAACUGGCCUUUAUGUGAUUGUCUUAUUUCUUUCCAUUCUAAAGGAUUUCCACUGGACAAAGCAGUUGCCUAUGCAAAACUCAGGAAUCCAUUUGUAAUCAAUGACUUGAAUAUGCAGUAUCUCAUACAAGAUAGAAGAGACGUUUAUAGCAUUCUUCAAGCUGAAGGCAUCCUACUUCCUCGGUAUGCAAUUCUGAACCGUGAUCCAAAUAACCCAAAAGACUGCAAUCUGAUUGAAGGAGAAGAUCAUGUAGAAGUAAAUGGAGAAGUUUUCCAAAAGCCGUUUGUAGAAAAGCCAGUCAGUGCAGAAGACCACAACGUUUACAUUUAUUACCCAACAUCUGCCGGAGGUGGAAGCCAGAGACUUUUCAGGAAGAUUGGCAGCAGAAGUAGCGUGUAUUCCCCAGAGAGCAGUGUGCGGAAAACAGGGUCGUAUAUAUAUGAGGAGUUCAUGCCUACGGACGGUACGGACGUUAAGGUUUAUACUGUGGGUCCAGACUAUGCUCAUGCUGAAGCUCGAAAAUCUCCAGCUCUUGACGGCAAGGUGGAAAGAGACAGUGAAGGGAAAGAAGUCCGAUACCCCGUCAUCCUCAAUGCCCGGGAGAAGCUGAUUGCGUGGAAAGUCUGCCUUGCUUUUAAGCAAACAGUUUGUGGCUUUGAUUUGUUACGUGCCAAUGGACAGUCCUAUGUCUGCGAUGUCAACGGCUUCAGUUUUGUGAAAAAUUCCAUGAAGUACUACGAUGACUGUGCAAAGAUUCUUGGCAAUAUUGUAAUGCGGGAACUUGCGCCACAGUUUCAUAUCCCCUGGUCAAUACCCUUAGAAGCUGAAGAUAUUCCAAUCGUACCAACUACAUCUGGAACUAUGAUGGAACUUCGGUGUGUCAUAGCUGUCAUACGACAUGGGGAUCGAACACCAAAACAAAAAAUGAAAAUGGAAGUGAGGCACCAAAAGUUUUUUGAUCUUUUUGAAAAGUGUGACGGAUAUAAAUCAGGGAAGUUAAAACUCAAGAAGCCAAAACAAUUACAGGCAAUCCUGGAUAUUGCACGGCAACUUCUUAUGGAGCUGGGGCAAAAUAAUGACUCUGAAAUUGAAGAAAACAAGUCAAAACUUGAACAGCUUAAGACUGUGCUAGAGAUGUAUGGUCAUUUUUCUGGAAUAAAUCGUAAGGUCCAAUUGACCUAUCUCCCUCAUGGUUGUCCUAAAACAUCCAGUGAGGAGGAAGAUAACCGAAGAGAAGAGCCAUCCUUACUUCUGGUUCUAAAAUGGGGAGGAGAACUAACCCCUGCUGGUCGGGUUCAGGCUGAAGAGCUGGGAAGAGCUUUUAGGUGUAUGUACCCUGGAGGUCAAGGAGAUUAUGCAGGUUUUCCUGGCUGUGGCUUACUCCGACUGCAUAGCACCUACCGACAUGACCUCAAGAUCUACGCUUCAGAUGAAGGGCGGGUCCAGAUGACUGCAGCUGCUUUUGCAAAGGGUCUGUUGGCUCUAGAGGGAGAGCUUACCCCCAUUCUUGUUCAGAUGGUGAAAAGUGCAAAUAUGAAUGGCCUUUUGGACAGUGACAGUGACUCUUUGAGUAACUGUCAGCAGCGUGUAAAAGCAAGGCUUCAUGAAAUACUUCAGAAAGACAGAGAUUUUACAGCUGAAGACUAUGAAAAGCUUACUCCAUCUGGAAGCAUUUCUGUUAUCAAAUCAAUGCAUUUAAUUAAAAACCCAGUGAAAACCUGUGACAAAGUAUAUUCCUUGAUUCAAAGUUUGACUUCCCAAAUCAGACAUCGGAUGGAAGAUCCCAAAUCUUCUGAUAUUCAGCUUUAUCAUAGUGAGACACUGGAACUCAUGCUGCGUAGAUGGUCCAAGUUGGAGAAAGACUUUAAAACAAAGAAUGGAAGAUAUGAUAUUAGUAAGAUUCCUGACAUAUAUGACUGCAUCAAAUAUGAUGUUCAGCAUAAUGGUUCCUUGAAGUUAGAAAAUACAAUGGAACUAUAUAGACUCUCGAAGGCAUUAGCAGACAUUGUUAUCCCUCAGGAAUAUGGUAUAACUAAAGCUGAAAAACUGGAAAUUGCCAAAGGCUACUGCACUCCUCUAGUUAGAAAAAUUCGAUCUGAUCUUCAGAGGACACAAGAUGAUGACACUGUCAAUAAACUACAUCCUGUGUAUUCUAGAGGUGUUCUGUCUCCUGAACGCCAUGUUCGUACCAGGUUAUAUUUUACCAGUGAAAGUCAUGUGCAUUCCUUACUGUCCAUUCUUCGCUAUGGUGCCUUAUGCGAUGAUUCAAAGGAUGAGCAGUGGAAACGAGCUAUGGAUUACUUAAACGUUGUUAAUGAACUCAACUACAUGACUCAGAUUGUUAUCAUGCUGUAUGAGGACCCUAACAAGGAUCUUACCUCAGAAGAGCGCUUUCAUGUUGAGUUACACUUUAGUCCUGGAGCAAAAGGCUGUGAAGAGGAUAAGAACUUGCCCUCCGGCUAUGGGUACAGGCCAGCUUCCCGGGAGAAUGAAGGCAAAAGGUCUCUUAAAACUGAUGAUGAUGAACCUCAUACUUCUAAGAGAGAUGAAGUCGAUCGAGCUGUAAUACUCUUUAAACCAAUGGUAUCAGAGCCAAUCCACAUACACAGGAAAUCACCUCUUCCAAGGUCCAGGAAGGUGACUACAAGUGAAGAAGAGAGCCCCCUGAGUGUGUCUAGCCCAGAGGGCACUGGCACCUGGCUGCAUUAUACCAGUGGUGUGGGUACUGGGCGUCGAAGACGCAGAUCAGGGGAACAAAUCACCUCUUCCCCUGUCUCCCCCAAAUCAUUGGCUUUCACAUCCAGUAUUUUUGGCUCAUGGCAACAGGUUGUAUCUGAAAAUGCCAACUAUCUUAGAACACCAAGAACUCUGGUGGAACAGAAGCAGAACCCUACCGUAGGGUCUCACUGUGCGGGCCUGUUUAGCACCUCAGUGCUCGGGGGUUCUUCAAGUGCACCUAACCUGCAGGAUUAUGCUCGUACUCAUCGUAAAAAGCUGACCUCUUCUGGCUGCAUAGAUGACGCCACACGCGGUUCUGCUGUUAAAAGGUUUUCUAUCUCAUUUGCUCGACACCCAACCAAUGAAUACCUAUACCUCUCUAGGUGCUGCUCCGCUUCCUCUGUGGAAUUUCUAGGCUCCAGUGGCUUUGAGCUGUAUUCCAUGGUCCCAUCCAUCUGUCCUCUGGAAACGCUUCACAAUGCCCUGUUUUUAAAGCAAGUGGAUGACUUCCUUGCUUCCAUUGCCUCUCCGUCAACUGAAGUUCUGCGCAAGGUCCCUGACAUGUCCUCUAUGGCCUCACGUUCCAGCCCAGGAAUGAGAAGAAAAGUUUCCUUAAAUACGUAUACACCUGCAAAGAUUCUCCCAACACCACCGGCUACCUUAAAGACCACCAAAGCAAGCAGCAAAGCAGCAGUCAGCACACCCUCGCCAGCAGUGGCUCCUCAUACCUCAGCUCGGAAAAAGAGCUUAAGUGGCAAAACUGAGGGGCACGAAUACAAGAAGGGCACUGGGAAGAAAAGGUGAGCUCAACCAGCACUGCAGGUUCCCGCACUUAGAAAAG
This is a messenger RNA of Acomys russatus (golden spiny mouse), 4348 nucleotides long. RefSeq names its product diphosphoinositol pentakisphosphate kinase 2 (gene Ppip5k2). The transcript has 32 exons. The coding region runs from base 523 to 4311 and encodes 1262 amino acids. The record is from RefSeq and is a predicted model, not a curated record. Gene Ontology annotation, molecular function: diphosphoinositol pentakisphosphate kinase activity; 5-diphosphoinositol pentakisphosphate 1-kinase activity; inositol hexakisphosphate kinase activity. Gene Ontology annotation, biological process: inositol phosphate biosynthetic process; inositol metabolic process. Gene Ontology annotation, cellular component: cytosol. Lineage: Eukaryota; Metazoa; Chordata; Mammalia; Rodentia; Muridae.